This is a messenger RNA of Procambarus clarkii (red swamp crayfish), 1290 nucleotides long. Lineage: Eukaryota; Metazoa; Arthropoda; Malacostraca; Decapoda; Cambaridae. The record is from RefSeq and is a predicted model, not a curated record.
AUGGAGGCCCUCCAACCCUCCACAUGGAGGCCCUCCAACCCUCCACAUGGAGGCCCUCCAACCCUCCACAUGGUGGCCCUCCAACCCUCCUCAACUGUCCUCCACAUGGAGGCCCUCCAACCCUCCACAUGGAGGCCCUCCAACCCUCCACAUGGAGGCCCUCCAACCCUCCACAUGGAGGCCCUCCAACCCUCCACAUGGAGGCCCUCCACCCAUGGAGGCCCUCCAACCCUCCUCAACUGUCCUCCACAUGGUGGCCCUCCAACCCUCCUCAACUGUCCUCCACAUGGAGGCCCUCCAACCCUCAACUGUCCUCCACAUGGAGGCCCUCCAACCCUCCACAUGGAGGCCCUCCAACCCUCCACAUGGAGGCCCUCCAACCCUCCACAUGGAGGCCCUCCAACCCUCCACCCAUGGAGGCCCUCCAACCCUCCUCAACUGUCCUCCACAUGGUGGCCCUCCAACCCUCCACAUGGAGGCCCUCCAACCCUCCUCAACUGUCCUCCACAUGGAGGCCCUCCAACCCUCCUCAACUGUCCUCCACAUGGAGGCCCUCCAACCCUCCACAUGGAGGCCCUCCAACCCUCCACAUGGAGGCCCUCCAACCCUCCUGUCCUCCACAUGGAGGCCCUCCAACCCUCCAACACAUGGAGGCCCUCCAACCCUCCACAUGGAGGCCCUCCAACCGUCCACAUGGAGGCCCUCCAACCCUCCACAUGGAGGCCCUCCAACCCUCCACAUGGUGGCCCUCCAACCCUCCUCAACUGUCCUCCACAUGGAGGCCCUCCAACCCUCCACAACUGUCCUCCACAUGGAGGCCCUCCAACCCUCCACAUGGAGGCCCUCCAACCGUCCACAUGGAGGCCCUCCAACCGUCCACAUGGAGGCCCUCCAACCCUCCACAUGGAGGCCCUCCAACCCUCCACAUGGAGGCCCUCCAACCCUCCACCCUGGAGGCCUCCUCAACUGUCCGUCCACAUGGAGGCCCUCCAACCGUCCACAUGGAGGCCCUCCAACCGUCCACAUGGAGGCCCUCCAACCGUCCACAUGGAGGCCCUCCAACCCUCCACAUGGAGGCCCUCCAACCGUCCACAUGGAGGCCCUCCAACCGUCCACAUGGAGGCCCUCCAACCGUCCACAUGGAGACCCUCCAACCCUCCACAUGGAGGCCCUCCAACCCUCCACAUGGAGGCCCUCCAACCCUCCUCAACUGUCCUCCACAUGGUGGCCCUCCAACCCUCCUCAACUGUCCUCCACAUGGAGGCCCUCCAACCCUCCGGGCCUCAUUGA